Messenger RNA from Eucalyptus grandis, 2779 nucleotides. RefSeq names its product protein CYCLOPS. Gene Ontology annotation, biological process: arbuscular mycorrhizal association. The record is from RefSeq and is a predicted model, not a curated record. The transcript is spliced from 11 exons. Gene Ontology annotation, molecular function: sequence-specific DNA binding. Gene Ontology annotation, cellular component: nucleus. Lineage: Eukaryota; Viridiplantae; Streptophyta; Magnoliopsida; Myrtales; Myrtaceae. The coding region runs from base 892 to 2451 and encodes 519 amino acids.
CUUUCAUGGCUGACCUCGCUUCUUCAGCUCUCCGGCAAAGAGUAACUUCUGCAACCGCCCUUGUCGAAAUGCACGUCAUCAGCGCGAUAAAUCCCGCCAGCAAAUCACGUCUUCCGCGGUCGAUUCCCGGCUCUAUUUACUGCCGUUUCGAAACCCGCGGCUGGUUUUUGAUCCGGAGGAAGAUGACAAGGUCGUGCCGGAAUCUUGUCGAACUCGAAGACCAUCCAGAUUCCGCCAUAUCUCUCUCUCUCUCUCUCUCUCUGUGUCCUGAUUAUUUUAUUGACACUUGAGCGGUGGAGACGGUCAGAAAUGCUUAACAAUACUCGGUUUUCGGGGUAAUAUAAAAUUCGAGUGCGAUAGCUUCUCGUCUAGGUGUUAUUGCGUUGCCGUGGCAGCCUGCUGCUGACCUAUGUUAUUGCGUGUGCGUCGUGCUCGGGUUGAAUUAGUUGAAUUGGCAGUCAUCAUAUUCUUGGCUUCUUUAGCGGAGAGCACAUUGGUUUUUUCUUCUGUCGGGUGCGAAUUGGUCUGCCAAUUAUACGAGCUUGUUUAUUGGAGAGGGUUAUUUCGGAUUUUAAGCCUGAAUUGAAGUCCUGGAUCAGUAGAUGUGCAGUUAGUUCGGCGCUUGGUUUGGCUGCUUCGUUUGAAUGCACUUUGCAGAAACUUUGAUUGCAUGAUUGCAAAGUUUCGAUCCGUCACGAAUUGGGUUGCUUGAGCUCGAUUCGUGGGCAGUUUACUUGUUGUCUGAGUGGAUACAAGCUGUCAGGGGUAGGGGAGAAUUGGCAUGAGAGGGAAAAAAGGGAAACGCCAGCAAUAGAUCCUUCACGAAGCUGGAAGGAUUUUAUUGCUUUCAGUUGAGUUUGGAGGAGUGAAGGAGAAAAAGGCUUUCCUGGCAUGGAGGGAAGAGGGUUUUUGGGAUUUUACAGAAAUUCCAGUGAGGAGAUGUUCCUCAAAGCCCUGAUGGAGAGCUCAGUUGGAAUGCCGAUACCGACAAUGGAGAUGUUGGGAUUCAAGAAUUUAUCCCAAAACUUUCGCACAGACAGCGAGGAGCUCUUCAAAAGCUGGCUCACGAAUGCAGAGAAUCAUGGCUACAAUUCACCAGGUGCAGCACAUCGUACAUGGCAGGCAUCAAGGAGGAUAUCCACAGAACUAGCAAAUGUAUCAAAUCAAGAGCAAGGGGACAUUCUGCAAAAGAAAAGAAGCAAUGACUUGCUUUCACAAACUUGCUCCAUCGCUGAAGAAAUUCCAGAGGAUCUCAGCCAAACUCCAAGCAGGAAUGCUGCUGAAAGAGGAUGGCCUGCGAAUAAUUUGUAUCUUGCCAAGGCUUGGUUUCAUAGUUCACAACCAAUGACGAGAAGCCGAUCUUCUGAAUUACGAAGGAGGUAUGCUGCCAUGCAGAGCACUCAAGGCUCAGUCCCAAUAGAAGUGACAAACAGUGGAUCUGUGCAUGGUGUUGAAAUGAAACAAGAGCCCAACAACAAUAGUGGCUUCGGUGAUCUCUCAAUGAGUGAGAUUCCCGAGCAGUUGGGAGCAUUUGUUUCUCCAUCCAAUUCAUCCUCAUCCAGCAUGAAUGCACAACCAGUCAAAAAUUUGGAUAGAGUUUCCUCUGUGGUCAGCAUGCUAAAGGGUACACUAGAACGCAAGAAGCUUGCUAAUCAAAUUGAGAGAGAAACUUUUGAGGAUUGCUCUCAGGGGUCCUUUCAAGCUCAAGAUAUUCUUGCCAAUACUAGCUUCCAACAAGGACAUGGAGAUCAUAUUCAUGAACUGUCAUUGAUGUUCCAUGAAGCCUCUCAAGGACAGGCCGAAGGUCUAGCUCUCCUACCAAAUGUUGAAAGAUCUAUGGACCUCGACUUUGAACAAUUGAUAAACACCAGAAAUCCAAUUAAUGUGAGAGCAGUUUCCCAAGAACCUUCCCAGAGUGAGUCUUCUGCUGCUGCUCCUAUAGUUUCCUCUGGAUUUGAUGCAUUUGAUGGUCCCAGCAACUCAAGCCAAACUCUAAGCGUUUGUGAGAGCUCCAGGAAGAAUGUUGGAGACACUAUAAGUCCAGAAAAUGGUUCAAAGGCCAAAGGUGCAGAUUUCAGAGAACGGAUAAUCGACAAUUUGAAAGAUGAUAAAAAGAGGGGAAAUCUGGUGCGUUAUGGAUCUGUCUCAUCUACUGGUUCAGGGGAUAAAGGGGAUCCAACGAAAAAGCGUAGAGUGGAACGAUCAAGAAAAAUGGCAGAGGCAAAGGAGAGAAACUCAACAUCAGCAAUUCCAUCAGAUGUUCAAUCUAUCUUGAAGCGGUGCGAAAAUCUUGAGAAGGAAGUGAGGUCCCUCAAACUUAAUUUGUCUUUCAUGAAUAGAAAGGAUUCUGAACAGACCAAGCAGAUAGAAGAGCUGCAAAAGCAGAAUGAAGAGCUGACUGAAGAAAAAGAGCGGCUCCUAGAAGUUAUUGAGAGAAUCCAUCCGGACUGAGGAAAUAUGUGAAUAUUCCCUUUUGCCUUUGUAAGGCUUGUCCAUCUCAUAUCAAUUUUAACUCGAUCAGGCACAAGCAGGAGUCCCGUGAGAAACUCACACCAAGCCCUCUUACCUGCUGGGAUGCCCUGUAGUGACUGUUUAGCGACUAAAACGUUGCACAGGCAACGCAGAUGCUAAUACUAUGUUCCUUAAUGCUCUCUUUAGUCGGCAGGAAUCUAACGGUGAAUUACUUGCCAUUUUUGUCAAUUGAAAGACUCUGAAUCACGGGGAACCAUUUCUUCUUUGUUGGUACAAAUGAAAAGGAGUCUUGCUUUCUCAUCGCAAA